CUUUUUCUUAUUGCUCUAUUUUUAACAAUUGCAUAUUUUCAGUAAUGUUUCUCACUCUCUUUCUCUCUUGCCAUGGCCAAAAACAAUGCCGGAAGAGGCCUUUUUACAUAUCUGCAGCUUCCGACCACCGGGUUGCCACAAUUUCACGGCAAGAGCGACAACAUAGCGGACGUCUUCUUCAAGACACUCGAGGCGCAUUGGGCAACCUACGCUCACCUGAAGGACCAUUGGCCCAAGCGCACCAAAGCCUACCUAAUCACCGGCGAUGCGCUCAAGGUGCUUAGAGAAUACAAAGGAGACACGUAUGAGGCCUUCAAAACAUUCAUCCUCGAGCGGUUCCCGGUCAGCGUGGCCAAGGCACACAGGCGCAUGAAAAUGUGCACAUCUGAUUACCUGGCUAAUCUUCCGCUGGAUGCGGCCAUAGUAAGGGCGCGCGUGGAUUACGACGCCAUGGGGACGUAUUGGGACUGGGAUGUUCCCGUCAGGGGUAUUGCCGGCCGGGUGUCCGCCGACGUGUGCUUGAAGUACGGCUUUGACCAAUACAAGGUGGUUUCGGGCCGCGAUAUCAUAGAUACGGUGGACAGGAUCAUCAAAAAUGUGGCACUUGGUAGGCCUGGAAAACCCAUGCCCGCACAAAUCGCACAGCCCGCACAACCUGCACAACCUGUACAACCCAUACAGCCCGAAAGGCGCGCCGAGCCUGCAGGUGAGGUGCCUGAUGUUGUCCCCGGUGGCCUCCCGCAUUUUACAUGCUGGACCAACAGGGUAAAGACCAAGGUGAUUUUAAGCACAGGGUCUAGUAUGUCGAUGAUCAGAAUGGACAAAGUAACAAGGCUGGGUCUUACACCCGACCCCAAUGAACGCACCAAAUGGGCCUCUGGUGGGAUUCAGCCUACUUGGACCCUCGGAACUGCCAAGCUUACAACUAGAAUUGGCGGCGUCACGGUGGAUCAUACGGUACAUGUGAGUGAUGCUUUAUUGGCCCCGAUGGUUGCUGGCACAGAUACGAUUAGCCAGUUGUUCAACAAUGUCAAUCCGGCUGCUUCGGCGAUGGUUACAAGGGCUGGCUAUUCAGUUCCUAUUUUAGUUAAUCCAAAGAAUCCUAAUGAGCCAUUAUACAUCUGCGCUAUUAAUUCGGCUUGACACUUGUAGCCAUAUAUAUAUAUAUAUUUU
Kickxella alabastrina is the source of this 1173-nucleotide messenger RNA. RefSeq lists its product as uncharacterized. The record is from RefSeq and is a predicted model, not a curated record. Bases 73 to 1143 code for a protein of 356 amino acids. The transcript has a single exon. Lineage: Eukaryota; Fungi; Kickxellomycota; Kickxellomycetes; Kickxellales; Kickxellaceae.